Molecule: messenger RNA, 2811 nt
Organism: Lodderomyces theae
Lineage: Eukaryota; Fungi; Ascomycota; Pichiomycetes; Serinales; Debaryomycetaceae
Gene: SEC21
Product: coatomer subunit gamma
Exons: 1
Coding region: 1-2811 (936 amino acids)
Biological process (GO): endoplasmic reticulum to Golgi vesicle-mediated transport; protein secretion; intracellular protein transport
Cellular component (GO): Golgi membrane; COPI vesicle coat; endoplasmic reticulum-Golgi intermediate compartment
Molecular function (GO): structural molecule activity
Source: RefSeq, a predicted model, not a curated record
AUGUCCACUCUGUCAUACAAGAAGCAGGAUGCUUAUGCCACAACAGCCAAUGUCCCGGAUAAAAUGGCUGUGUUUCAAGAAUGUCUUCAGCAGUUUAAUGCCACUCCGGUCAAUGCUAAAAAGUGCAGACAAUUGUUAGCCAAGUUGCUUAGAUUGAUAUACAAUGGAGAGGAAUUACCAGGUCAAGAGUCAACCACUUUGUUCUUUUCCAUCUCCAAGUUGUUCCAACACAAGGAUCAAUCGUUGAGGCAAUUGGUUUACUUGACUAUAAAGGAAUUGUCAUCCACGUCUGAUGAUAUCUUGAUGGUUACAUCUUCAAUCAUGAAGGAUGUUCAAGGUGGUGAUGCAAUUUACAAGCCCAAUGCAAUUCGUACCUUGUCCAAGGUGUUGGAUCCUACCACUGUGACUGCGGCAGAAAGAUUAUACAAAAAUGCCAUUGUUGACAAAAACCCAAUCGUUUCUUCAGCUGCGUUGGUCUCGUCCUACAAUUUGUUGCCCCAUGCAAAAGAGGUGGUGAAGAGAUUUGGUAACGAAGCACUGGAAACUAUUCAGUCGUAUAAGUCAUUCCCUCCUACCCAAUUUCAAUUGCAUGAAUACUAUGGUAAUGCCACAUCCAACUUGCCAUCUACAUCGUUCAUGUAUCAGUAUCAUGCAUUGGGAUUGAUUUAUCAAUUGAGAAGUCAUGACAAGAUUGCGUUGAUGAAGUUGGUUACAACCUUGUCUGAGGGAUCGUCUUUGAAAAAUUCGUUAUCAGUUAUCCAGUUGAUCAGAUAUAUUAACAAAAUCUUGGAUGAUGACGAAGCAUUAUUCCCACAGUUGUACCCAGUCUUGGCAGGGUUUUUGAAACACAAGUCUGACAUGGUGGAAUUGGAGGCCAGUAAAGCUUUAAUAAAUUUGCAACACUUGUUGAAAGAUGAUCAAUACAUGCAGAUAGUCACCACCUUGCAAAAAUUGUUGGGUGUUCCUAGAACUGCCACAAGAUUUGCCGCAAUCAGAUUGAUCAACAAGAUUUCCAUCAAGCACCCGGAAAAAGUGUUGGUUGUCAAUUUGGAAUUGGAAAGUUUGAUCAAUGACUCAAAUCGAUCAGUAUCCACUUUGGCCAUUACAACCUUGCUAAAGACUAUGGGUUCUGGUACAACUGAAAGUGCCAGUGGAGGGGAAAAUGUGGACAGAUUGAUCUCCAAGAUGACUUCGCUCAUGAAUGAAAUCACCGAAGAUUUCAAGAUUGUCAUCCUUGAAGCUAUUGAGAACUUGGCUUUGAAAUUCCCAUCAAAGCACAAGAAGUUGGUUUCGUUCUUGACUGAUUUAUUGAGAGACGAUGGAUCGCUUGAAUUGAAGACGGCUAUUGUAGAUGCCUUGUUUGACUUGAUCAAAUUCUUACCUAGCGAAGGUGCCAAGCAAUUGAUUUUGAUGAACUUGUGUGAGUUCAUUGAGGAUUGUGAAUUUACUGAAUUGUCAGUUCGUAUUUUGCACUUGUUGGGUGAUGAAGGGCCAACUACAUCCAAUCCAUCUUACUACAUCAGACACAUUUACAACAGGUUGGUGCUUGAAAAUUCUAUAGUCAGAGCCUCAGCUGUUAUAGCUUUGGCCAAAUUUGCUGCCGUUUGUGGCGGUGAUGUUUCUAGAAACAUUGUUAUUUUGUUAACAAGGUGUUUGAAUGAUGUUGAUGAUGAGGUUAGAGAUAGAGCCGCAAUUUCAUUAAACUUUAUCAACAACAAGAAGAAAAACUUGAUUGUCAGUGAGUCAAGAUAUGACUUGUCAGCAUUGGAACACAAGCUUGUCAAUUACUUGAGUGACAAGGAGAAUUUCAACGAAAAAUUUGAUAUUUCGGAGGUGCCAUUCAUCACUGCUGAAGAGUUAAAGUCCAUUGAAUACAAUAGGAAAUUAAACAAAUUGGAACGCUCUUCUGAUGACAACACUGGAGCCAGUGAAGGAUCUAAGAAGAAAGACAAGUCUGAAGAAAGGUCCGAUAACAAUGCCAACGAUCUUUUGAAGCAACAAGAAUAUGCACAGGAUCUCUCGGCAAUCUCGGGAUUCGAGCUGUAUGGUAAGUUGACAAAAUCAUCAAUGACCCCAUUGUACCUUACUGAUAAAGAAAACGAAAUUGUUGUUAGUGUCGUCAAACACUUGUUUGUUGAGACACAGAAGUUGGUUUUGCAAUACAAUAUCAACAACACAUUACCACACACCAUAUUGCAGGACAUUUCAGUUAUUGCUCAGCCUGAUAAUGAGCUUUACCAAGAAGAGUUGAUUGUUACGUUACCAGAAUUGAAACCAAACGAAACUGGUGUUGUUUACGUUUCCUUUGCUACACCAUCAUUGGAUGACGAAGAGCUUUUGUCUGCAUUUGGAAAUACAGUUGCCUACACUAAUAGAGAUGUGGACGAAGAUGGUCAAAUUGACCCUACAGACGAUGGCUGGUCGGACGAGUACCAAAUUGACGAUUUGGUUUUAUUUGCCGGUGAUUUCAUCAACCCUCUUUACAAUUCAAACUUUUCAGCUGUUUUCGAUCAAUUACCAGCAUCGGAAGAUGGAAGCUCCACUGGUUAUAUUGUCAAUGUUGACAAUUUGGAGAAUGCUGUCAACAAAUUGAGAUUUAGCUUGAAUAUGACGCCGUUGGAUGGAUCUGACUACGUACCUAGUGAUUCAAACUCACAUACUUUGAAGUUGUUAGGUAAGGAUGUAUGGGGUGGUAAGGUUGGUGCUUCGAUCAGGUUGGCAAAGACUGGUGGUAAGAUUGUUGGUCGUAGCGAAGUGAGAACUGAGACUGAGAAUUUCGCAAAUGUUGUUGCAAGCAGUAUAUACGAAUAG